Messenger RNA from Oncorhynchus nerka (sockeye salmon), 558 nucleotides. Its product is annotated as keratin-associated protein 4-3-like. The record is from RefSeq and is a predicted model, not a curated record. The coding region runs from base 1 to 558 and encodes 185 amino acids. NCBI's taxonomy places the organism in Eukaryota, Metazoa, Chordata, Actinopteri, Salmoniformes, Salmonidae. The transcript has a single exon.
AUGCAUCUGCAAGUCAUCGACAAGUCAUGCAUCUGCAAGUCAUGCAUCAGCAAGUCAUGCAUCGGCAAGUCAUGCAUCAGCAAGUCAUGCAUCGGCAAGUCAUGCAUCAGCAAGUCAUGCAUCUGCAAGUCAUGCAUCAGCAAGUCAUGCAUCAGCAAGUCAUGCAUCGGCAAGUCAUGCAUCAGCAAGUCAUGCAUCAGCAAGUCAUGCAUCGGCAAGUCAUGCAUCGGCAAGUCAUGCAUCAGCAAGUCAUGCAUCAGCAAGUCAUGCAUCAGCAAGUCAUGCAUCGGCAAGUCAUGCAUCAGCAAGUCAUGCAUCAGCAAGUCAUGCAUCGGCAAGUCAUGCAUCAGCAAGUCAUGCAUCAGCAAGUCAUGCAUCGGCAAGUCAUGCAUCGGCAAGUCAUGCAUCAGCAAGUCAUGCAUCAGCAAGUCAUGCAUCAGCAAGUCAUGCAUCGGCAAGUCAUGCAUCAGCAAGUCAUGCAUCAGCAAGUCAUGCAUCAGCAAGUCAUGCAUCAGCAAGUCAUGCAUUUGCAAGUGCAGCAAUAACAACACCGCGUGA